AUGACCAAGGCACAUCGCUUCAGCCAUCUGCCCGCACGCUCUGCUGUGGACCUGGAGUUUAAAGACCUCUCGUACAGUGUCCAGAAAGGGCCCUGCUGGAGGAGGACAGGUUUUAAAUCCUUGCUCAAAAGUCUGUCUGGGAAAUUCUGCAGCCGAGAGCUCAUAGGAAUUAUGGGUCCGUCAGGCGCCGGCAAGUCCACAUUAAUGAACAUACUGGCUGGAUACAGACAAACUGGGAUGAAAGGUCAGAUCCUGGUGAAUGGAAAACCUCGAGACUUAAGAAAGUUCAGAAAAAUGUCCUGUUAUAUAAUGCAGGAUGACAAGCUGCUGCCACACCUCAGCGUACGAGAGGCCAUGAUGGUUUCAGCAAACUUGAAGUUGAAUGAAACCAUACAUGUGAAGAAAAAACUGGUGGGUGAGAUCCUGAGCUCUCUGGGGCUGUUGGACUGUGCCAACACCAGGACCAGUGCUCUGUCCGGGGGGCAGUGCAAGAGACUGGCCAUCGCUCUGGAGCUCGUCAACAACCCCCCUGUCAUGUUCUUCGAUGAGCCCACCAGUGGCUUGGACAGUGUCUCCUGUUACCAGGUGGUGUCACUGAUGCGCUCUUUAGCUCAGGGCGGACGCACCAUCAUCUGCACCAUCCACCAGCCCAGCGCCAAACUCUUGGAGAUGUUUGACAAGCUCUAUAUUGUCAGUCAGGGCCAAUGUAUUUACAAAGGCUCGGUGCCAUACCUCAUCCCGUAUCUGAAGACCCUUGGCCUGUACUGUCCCACCUACCACAACCCUGCCAACUUCAUCAUUGAAGUGGCCUCUGGGGAGUAUGGGAACAUGAACCCCAUGCUAUUUGAAGCAGUUCAGAAUGGACUGUGUGCUUUAGACGAGAAGAAAACCCUCAGCCAAAACAAUGGAUGCCCGAUCUGUACCACAACCAACCACAGGGUUGAAAGCCAUACUUUUGCAACAAGCACUUUAACACAGUUCUGCAUUCUGUUCAAAAGGACGUUUAUAACCAUAUGUAGAGAUCAGGUUUUGACUAACCUCAGGCUCGCGUCACACAUCCUGAUCGGCGUGUUAAUAGGUUUAUUGUAUCUCCAAAUUGGAAAUGAUGCGAGUAAAGUCUUUAACAACACUGGCUUCCUCUUCUUCUCAAUGCUCUUCCUCAUGUUUGGAGCCCUCAUGCCCACUGUCUUAACAUUCCCAAUGGAGAUGUCUGUAUUCUUGAGAGAACAUCUGAACUACUGGUACAGUCUGAAGGCAUACUAUUUGGCAAAAACCAUGGCGGACAUACCCUUUCAGGUGUUGUGUCCAAUCUUGUACUGUAGUAUAGUGUACUGGAUGACGGAACAGCCCCCCGAAGCAGCUCGGUACCUGCUCUUCAUGGCUCUGUCCAUCUGCACUGCUCUAGUCGCACAGUCUCUGGGGCUGCUGGUCGGGGCUGGAGCCACCUCUCUACAGGUUGCUACAUUUAUCGGCCCUGUCACUGCCAUCCCUGUGCUGCUCUUCUCUGGCUUCUUUGUCAACUUUGAUACAAUCCCCAAGUAUAUGCAGUGGUGCUCCUAUUUGUCUUAUGUCAGGUAUGGUUUUGAGGGAGUGAUUCUGUCAAUCUAUGGCAUGAACCGCACGGAGCUGGAGUGCCCUGAGACAGUGUGCCAGUUCCAGCAGCCAGAGCAGGUACUAGAGCUGCUGGAUGUGGAAGACGGUAAGAUCUACAUGGACUUCAUCAUUCUGGGUAUCUUCUUCCUCAUCCUGCGUCUGGCCACGUACCUCGUCCUCCGCUACAAGAUCAAGGCAGAGAGAUAG
Molecule: messenger RNA, 1800 nt
Organism: Boleophthalmus pectinirostris (great blue-spotted mudskipper)
Lineage: Eukaryota; Metazoa; Chordata; Actinopteri; Gobiiformes; Gobiidae
Product: ATP-binding cassette sub-family G member 4
Exons: 14
Coding region: 1-1800 (599 amino acids)
Cellular component (GO): plasma membrane
Molecular function (GO): ATP binding; ABC-type transporter activity; ATP hydrolysis activity
Source: RefSeq, a predicted model, not a curated record